AUGGAAAAAGAGGAUACAUAUUCAGACGUGACAGAGAAGUUUGAAUAUUUGGAUGCACCAAGGAAGAAGAAGGGAAAACACCCCCCUAAAGGGAGGAAUAAUUCCGGUCUUUUGCAGGGGAGUGACUCUCUACAGCAAGAUACAUGUCAAGGAGACAACAGGAAUGAGUACACUGCAAGCAAGAAAAGUUUCACUGACAUAUCAGUUAUUAAUAAAGACCAAAGGAUAUGUAACAGAAAGAAAAGAUAUAAAUGCCGGGAAUGUGGAAAAAGUUUCAGGCAGAGAGCGCACCUUACUUCCCACAUGAGGGAGAAAACAUAUACAUGCCUGGAGUGUGGGAAAAGCUUCAGUCACAGUUCCCGUCUUACUUCCCAUCAAAGAACUCACACAAAAGAACCAUAUAAAUGCAUGGAGUGUGGGAAAAGCUUCCGUCGGAGGGACAGUCUUACUUCCCAUCGAAGAAUUCACACAGGGGAGAAACCAUACAAAUGCCUGGAUUGUGGGAAAAGCUUCCGUUACAGUUCACACCUUUCAUCCCAUCGAAGAAUUCACACAGGUGAAAAACCAUACAAAUGCCUGGAGUGUGGGAAAAGCUUCAGUUGGAAGAACACUCUUAUCUUCCAUCAAAGUAUACAUGCAGGGGAGAAACUAUAUAAAUGCUUGGAAUGUGGGAAAAGUUUUGGAAGAAAAUAUACUCUCAUUGCCCAUCAAAGAAUUCACACCGGGGGGAAACCUUACAAAUGCUUGGAGUGUGGGAAAAGCUUUGGUUACAGUAAGAGUCUUGCUUCCCAUCAAAGAAUUCACACAGGGGAGAAACCAUACAAAUGUCUGGAUUGUGGGAAAUGCUUGAGUCGGAGGGACAGGCUUACUUCCCAUCAAAGAAUUCACACAGGGGAGAAACCAUACAAAUGUCUGGAUUGUGGGAAAUGCUUGAGUCGGAGGGACAGGCUUACUUCCCAUCAAAGAAUUCACACAGGGGAGAAACCAUACAAAUGUCUGGAUUGUGGGAAAUGCUUGAGUCGGAGGGACAGGCUUACUUCCCAUCAAAGAAUUCACACAGGGGAGAAACCAUACAAAUGUCUGGAUUGUGGGAAAUGCUUGAGUCGGAGGGACAGGCUUACUUCCCAUCAAAGAAUUCACACAGGGGAGAAACCAUACAAAUGUCUGGAUUGUGGGAAAUGCUUGAGUCGGAGGGACAGGCUUACUUCCCAUCAAAGAAUUCACACAGGGGAGAAACCAUACAAAUGUCUGGAUUGUGGGAAAUGCUUGAGUCGGAGGGACAGGCUUACUUCCCAUCAAAGAAUUCACACAGGGGAGAAACGAUACAAAUGCCUGGAGUGUGGGAAAAGCUUCUGUCGGAGUGACAAUCUUACUUCCCAUCAAAGAAUUCACACACAGGAGAAACCAUACAAAUGCCUGGAGGGUGGGGAAAGCUUCAGUCAUAGUGCACCCCUUGCUUCUCAUCGAAGAAUUCACACAGGGGAGAAACCAUACAAAUGCCUGGAGUGUGGGAAAAGCUUCAGUCGGAGACACAGUCUUAUUUCCCAUCAAAGAAUUCACACAGGGGAGAAACCAUACAAAUGCCUGGAGUGUGGGGAAAGUUUCAAUCGAAGGGACAGUCUUACUUACCAUCAAAGAAAUCACACAGGGGAAAAAGCAUACAAAUGCUUGGAGUGUGGGAAAAGCUUUGGUUACAGUAACCUUCUUGCUGUCCAUCGAAGAACUCACACAGGGGAGAAACCAUACAAAUGCCUGGAGUGUGGAAAAGGUUUUGGAAGAAAAGAUACUCUCGUCGCCCAUCAAAGAAUUCACACAGGGAAAAAAGCAUACAAAUGCUUGGAGUGUGGGAAAAGCUUUGGUUAUAGUAACGUUCUUGCUUCCCAUCGAAGAAUUCACACAGGUGAGAAACCAUACAAAUGCCUGCAGUGUGGGAAAAGCUUCCGUCAAAGUGGAAAACUUACUUCCCAUCGAAGAAUUCACACAGGGAAACCAUAUAAAUGCCUGGAGUGUGGAAAAUGCUUCAGUUGCAGUUCACACCUCUGUCCAUCAGAAAAUUCAUAA
Molecule: messenger RNA, 2061 nt
Organism: Gekko japonicus
Lineage: Eukaryota; Metazoa; Chordata; Lepidosauria; Squamata; Gekkonidae
Product: zinc finger protein 91-like
Source: RefSeq, a predicted model, not a curated record